CACAUCUGCACUCACAGUGAGGCGUGGUCACAACAAACAGGUGGGCUCCACUUGACUCGGUUGUUGAGCAUUAUCAACUCGGUUGUUGAGCAUUAUCAACUCGAAGAGCUCGUUUCUCUGCCGGAGGUUACCGCGUACAAACAACAACAACAACAACAAAACAACAACAAAACUGCAAAAUGCCCAAGUGCCCAAAGUGCUCCAAGGAAGUUUACUUUGCGGAGAGGGUGACAUCGCUGGGCAAGGACUGGCACAGGCCCUGUCUAAGAUGUGAGAAGUGCAACAAGACCCUGUCACCAGGCUCACAUGCAGAGCAUGAGGGCAAGCCGUACUGUAACAACCCCUGCUACUCUGCACUGUUCGGACCUGGCGGAUUUGGACGUGGCGGAGCUGAAAGCCAUAAAUUUUAACAUUACAGUACUUAUAGAGAUGCACAUGCCACACUAAAGUCAUGCCUGGAAACUUCAGUCCGAAAGCCAGCGUCCUCACUGCAACCAGCAAAGCAGACAACCAACCAGCAUUCCUCUCUGGAAGAAGCCCCAUUUUAUGUUAUUUUUUCUGUACUGUUUUGUUUGUUUGCUUGAUUGUUUGUUUGGUCAGAGGACCCAUCAGCCUGAAGACAGAGAACAAAUGCUGGAACAGUUCUUCUAGGGUCUCUAGACCUUCCCCAUACUGAUUAAACACAUGUUUUAAACUGUA
Lampris incognitus (smalleye Pacific opah) is the source of this 699-nucleotide messenger RNA. RefSeq names its product cysteine-rich protein 1 (gene crip1). The record is from RefSeq and is a predicted model, not a curated record. The transcript is spliced from 5 exons. Lineage: Eukaryota; Metazoa; Chordata; Actinopteri; Lampriformes; Lampridae. The coding region runs from base 180 to 410 and encodes 76 amino acids.